AUGUGCAAUAGGGAAACGUCUCGUCUCGUCUUUAUCAAAUCAGCUUUUGCCUGUAAGCUUCGCCGUCGCCAGAUGGAUCGACCGCCGUCGUUUCCUCCCUACCAAAACCCCAAUCCAAAUUUCUUCCACCGAGCUCAUCCUCCUCCUCCUCCUCCGCAAAAUUCCAACACUUACUCAAUCCCUCCAUCUCCGCCACCGAUUCGCGAGCUCUCCGGCACACUCUCCUCUCCACAGUCUCUAUUAUCAGAAUGUCAACGCACCUUAGACUCCCUCUCGCAAAAUCUAUCUCUAGACCACUCUUCUCUUCUCCACAAGGACGGUUUCGUUCGUUGCCCUUUUGAUCCAAAUCACCUCAUGCCACCUGAAGCUCUCUUCCUCCAUUCACUCUGUUGCCCGAAGCCUCUCGAUCUCACUCACCUCCUCGGAUCGUUCAGUAGCUACCGAAACACGCUCGACUUACCGUGUGAGCCAGAGCUGAAUGGUGAUCUCUGUUGCACAACUUCUUCUACAACGAUUGCCCUGGCGCUGUUAACUUCUCCGAGCUCGAUGGUAAAACGCGACGUUUUACACUUCCUAGUGUUCUUUAUGUUGAAUGCGGCGAGUUUGAAGAAUGAGAUUGGAGGAUGGAGAGAUUAUCCAACUUCGUAUUCUUACAGUGUUCUUUGUUCGAUUCUAGGUUCAGAAGCGGUUGAAAUGAGUGAGUUGAGGACAUGGAUUCUGGUGAAUUCGACGAGAUACGGUGUUAUAAUGGAUACAUACAUGAGGGAUCAUGUUUUCUUGCUGUUUAGGUUGUCUAUGAAAGCUGCUGUCAAGGAAGCUAGUGUUUUUAUAUUAGAGUCUGAUGCUAAUGCAGUUGGUGGGGAGCGGAUUUUGAGCUGCAAUAGCAGAACAAGGUUGGUCUGUCUGACUUUGAGACAAUCUUGCAGUAAAAGUUGA
Molecule: messenger RNA, 936 nt
Organism: Brassica napus (rape)
Lineage: Eukaryota; Viridiplantae; Streptophyta; Magnoliopsida; Brassicales; Brassicaceae
Product: U11/U12 small nuclear ribonucleoprotein 48 kDa protein-like
Exons: 2
Coding region: 1-936 (311 amino acids)
Source: RefSeq, a predicted model, not a curated record